GACUUAUGGCGACCCUAUGAAUCAGUGACCUCCGAGAGCAUCUGUCAUGAGCCACCCUGUUCAGAUCUUGUAAGGGUCUCCAGGUAGAGCGGGGGAAAGGCUUCUAUUUGAAUCCCGACAGGGAAGGCAGUACUGAGCAGGAUGGAGCAUUGGGCUUGAUUCACUGUAAGGGAGCGUCCUAAGUUCCCGAACUGGUGGGAUUCGCUCUGCCUUUCGGUUGUUGCGCCUCUCCCUCUCCCACUCAUUUGGGGCGUGGGACGCGUCUGGGACUCAGCCCUCCUUGCGUCUCCGACGGCGGCUGGCGUGCCUGGAGCCGGCCACCAUUGUUACGCGCCUGCUCUCUCUAGUUCCGUUGCUAUAGGAGCUCUUAGCUAACAAUCUCCGCUUCCCCUUGAGUUCCCCGGGCUGCGUGACACGGUGGUUCUUGCUGCUGCCGCUGCUGCCCGCCCAGGACCAGUUCCCGCUCUCUUGCCAUCAGCCCACCACGGAGCGGGGAGAGUCAUGCCCUUCUGCGAGUCGGCUGGGCAGCGGCUCUCAACUGGUUCCCUCCCGCUCGCCUGGCGCGUCAGCAGAGCUUGCAGGAACCAUCUGUAUGGGAAGAUCCUUCGUUCAGUUGGCUGAGAAUGUCUUUGGCUGACAAAAGGCUUGAAAACCUACAGAUCUAUAAAGUCCUCCAGUGUGUUCGUCAGAAGGACAAGAAGCAGAUAGAGAAGCUCACCAAACUCGGAUAUCCUGAACUCAUCAAUUUCACCGAGCCCAUCAAUGGAGACAGUGCCCUUCACUUGGCCUGCGUUGCUAAUGACAUUGACAUGUGUAACUUUCUGUUGGAGAUUGGAGCUCACCCGGAUGUCCAGGAUCGAAUGGGCCGCACCCCCGUGAUGAUAGCCGCUGAGCUUGGCCAUGACUUAGCCUUGGAUGUAUUAGUCCAGGCUGAGGCAAACAUGACAAUUGUUGAUGCCGAAGGAAAAGGUGUUCUGUUUUACUGCAUUCUACCCACCAAGCGGCACUUCCGAUGUGUUCAGAUGGUCCUGGAAUUUGGGGCGGAUGUUAACAACUGCACUAUAGAGGGGAAGCCAGUUUUCCUACAAGCCUGUGAGCAAGCACAUGAGAUCAAAGACAUGUGCAUGAAAUUUUUGGAAAGAGGAGCAGACCCUAACGCGACAAACCCAGCUACAGGCCGCACUGCCCUGAUGGAAGCAGCCAGAGAAGGGGUGCUGGAUGUGGUCCGUGGUAUCCUUGAGAGAGGUGGAGAUGUUAAUGUUUUUGACAAUGAAAGACACCAUGCUGCCCAUUUUGCUGCCAAAGGAGGGUUUUUUGAGAUCCUGAAGAUUAUUUCUGCUUAUGACGGAGAUGUGGGCCUGAUAGCUAUGAAUGGAAAUACGCCACUUCAUUAUGCUGCUUCUGGGGGUUUUGCGGAGUGUUGCAGAUUUAUAGGUCAAAGAGGCUGUGAUCCUACAUGGAAGAAUCUAGAGAAAAAGACCCCAAGACAGGUCGCUAAAGACGGUGGAUUCAAAGCAGCCAUGAAGGAGAUUCGUAAGAUUGAGCGGCGCUUUGCCAAAUUUUACAAACCCAAACCUGGGGUGAAGAACCCUAACCCACCCUGGGCUAUUCGGCUGCAUGAUUGGUCUGUAGAACAUCAGGCGAGUCUUCGUGAAGUAUUUGAGUCAGUGGAUCGAGGUGACGGGACUGUGAGCAAAGAGGAUUUUCUGUCCAUCAUUGAGGAGAAGUGUUCAUUUGUGGAUCCCGAACAAUUACCGAUAAUUGUUCAGGCUCACGAGAAAACACGCACAGGAGGGAUUAACACUGAGGAAUUCCUUAAGGGCAACCGGUACUUGCAGAAAGCCUUCCUCCUUUCAUCUUAUGGUCCCAAGAAGAAAAAGGGCAAGAAAGGGAAAGGCAAGAAAGGCAAGUUUGCCAUCCCAAUGCCGAUCUGUGUGAUUCCAGAGAGCUCAUGCCCGCGGCGCUCAGAUGGCGGCCCACCCGAGUACAUGAUUGAAACCUAUCAGAACGUCACUGACUGCAGCCGCUUCAAUCGGGACCACCCGCCUGAGCAUCCCAUUCAGGACGAUUCCUGGUGGUACAUUGAUGACCCACUGAAGACCUUUUCCAACAUCAACUACCUCGCUAAAGAAGGAGACCUUUCGUCCCUGAAAAAGGCCUUUGAGGCGGGGGUGCCAGUGGAUGUGCGAGACCAUUUCUACAAAACUCCCUUGAUGGCUGCCUGCGCAAGUGGCAACAUUGAAGUGGUGAAGUUCCUCCUAGAAAGGGGGGCUAAUGUGAAUGCAACAGACAAUUUCAUGUGGACUCCUCUCCACCACGCAUGCCAUGCAGGUCAGCAGGAUAUUGCUGAACUGCUUGUUAGUUCUGGAGCAACAGUAGAUGCUAUUUCAAUCAACGAUGGAACCCCAUUAAUGAGAGGGAUUGAGAGUUGUCGGCUGGACACUGUGCAGUAUUUAAUCAACACUGGUGCUAAGCCUCAGAUGGAAAACAGAAGAGGACAAAAUGCUCUGGAGGUUGCAAAGGCUUAUGCUGACACCCGGCUGGUCCACUUCAUUCAAGACACGCUGGACCGCCUGCCAAAACCACUGGAAAGCAAAGGGGACAAGCAAAAGGGGAAGAAGGGGACCAAGCCUAAGGCAGCAGGACCAGCAGCACCUGCUGCCCCCAAGGCGAAGUCUGCAGAGCCGGAAUCGAAAGAGUCUGUGAAAGACGAGAUUCCACAGCCACUUGAACCAGCUGUUGAGAAAUCUCUGUUUGAAGAGAAGAAAGAAUCCCUCAAGGAUAAUGUCGUCCAUUUGAAUUCACUGAUAACCAGAGGAGCUACAAGGAAACUUAAUAUCACUUUCACACCACAGAGAAACUGGAAUCCAGAAGCAACGACAAAAGAUCUUCUAAAGAAGAGGGAGUUGCGUCGGCAGCGUUUUACUUAUGAGGUGGACUUUGACGACUUCAUGAUGCCUUUUAAGAGGAAUUUUAUGGAGAAAAUCCGUGCGUUGGAUCAGGCUGCUGCCUUACAUUAAUCACUGUGCAAUUUCUGCAUGGAUGUUCAGGAAGGAAAGAAACCAGUUCUAAGGAGGGCGGAAUCAUGUUGCCUCAAACUGUGAUACAAAUGUUCCUUUGUUCUUAGUUACCUAAUUCCAUUACGGUGCAUGCUUGACGUUUUCAGUGGGGAGGGCCGCUGUGCCUUGCUGAAUUUUUGGCAAUGGAUCAAUUUUUUCCCCUUUUAGCAACAAGUUGGAAGAUUAACGUAUGUUGCAGAAAAUUUGCAGUGCAGUUACCCCACUGCAUUACAGUUGGCUUUUUAUUACCCUCUCCCAGUCAACCAGAUCUUAAUCCAUUGCAUUGCUUAUGAAAUAGACUCUGUCCUGGUAUAGAAACUUGAAACCAAUUAUUUCCAGGUGCUAUAAAUAUCCAUUGUACUGAGCAGUGUGGCUGAUACUUUUUAAAACUAGGGCAGCUCUAGGAUUUGUGCAAGUCCAUGGAAUAUUCCCUUGAGAAGAAUGUCCUGAUGCUAACAAUGAUGUGUAGGUCUUUUCUUAUUCCCAUGUGGGCGUGUUGAAGGUGGGAAGGUGCUUGGCUGAAAGGUAAUGCGGACAUGAUGCAGAAAAGUGAUUUGGAACUUUCUAGCUUUGGCU
Messenger RNA from Rhineura floridana, 3635 nucleotides. RefSeq names its product ankyrin repeat and EF-hand domain containing 1 (gene ANKEF1). The transcript has 10 exons. Gene Ontology annotation, molecular function: calcium ion binding; protein binding. The coding region runs from base 624 to 3020 and encodes 798 amino acids. Lineage: Eukaryota; Metazoa; Chordata; Lepidosauria; Squamata; Rhineuridae. The record is from RefSeq and is a predicted model, not a curated record.